AGAGAGACAUUUGGGUCCAAACUUUUUGCGCACACAUAGGGUCUGAAUUUUUGCCUUCAGUUUUUAAUUUAACCUCCGGAUCCCGACUGAUCAUGCUCACCGAAGAGGAACGAUAAGAAGAUCAAUGAAAAGGCGUGCUGGAUGUGACUCAUGUAAAUUAUGCGCCUGGCAGUGAUUUACUGACAGGGAGAGUGCUCCACCGGGCUGCGGUGAAUAUAUGGUUGAGCCUGGAAGCCAUAAGAUUUGUGAUAUAUCCUGUUCCAGUGAUAGUAAUUCAUAUCCAUUGUGAUGUAUAGCCACAUGUUAACAUGGAUGAUGAAGGUGGUGCUGGUGGUGUGUUCGCUUCUGCGCCUCUCCUCGCCACAGAGCCCCGCACCUGAAGGAGUGCUGAACUGCUGCGAGGGUGACGUCCUCUUUUUGGUGGAUUCCUCAGGGAGUGUGACGUCCUACGAGCAUGCCCGCAUGCUCUCCUUCUUGUCUGAGCUCCUGCUCCCCUUUUCGCUGGGAAAGGAUCAAGUGAGAGUAGGACUGCUGCAAGUGGGUACCAAGCCACGCCUGGAGUUUGGCUUUGACAGAUACAUUACCCAAAAUGGCCUCCAGGGGGCUUUGAAAAACAUAAGACCCCUCAGGGGGGACACCAACACAGUCGACGCUCUCAAAAUGGCUAAGGAGUGGGUGUUGCAACCCCGAACGCCUGAUGGGGCUCGUGAAAGCCUCCCAAGAGUGUUGGUGUGGUUGACUGAUGGGAUAAAACCAGGGGAUGUGAUUGGACCGAUGGCUGAGCUGCGGCAACAGGGUGUGGCAGUGCUGGUGGUCUCUACGGGGCACAGCAACUACAAAGUGCUGAGGGAGGUGGUAACUCCCCCUGUGGAAAACCACCUGCACUUUGUGGACCUUGAUGACAUGAGCAUCAUCACGAAGGACCUGCGGGAUGCCAUCAUUGAGAUAAUCCGAGCUGAGCGCCUUUACAUUCAAGACGUCUCCACCAACUCUGCCUCUCUCCACUGGAGACCCGUUCUUUCUGGUCUCCCAGGCUACUACGAGAUUCGCUUUGGUCAGGUUCACACUGGAGGAGGUGGUAGUGGAGGAGGAACCGGGACUAGUCCGAGCAUCGGUGGAAGUCAGUACCAGAGACUCACCCAGCCUGCAGAGUCGAACAGCAUCAAACUGACUGGCCUAAAGCCAGACACCACCUAUUCUGUCAACCUGAUUCCAGAGUCCAAUGAACUAACAUUCAACACACUCUCUACCACCUUCAAAACAAAGCCAGAGGUUGUGAGUCCAGCUGUUGUAACAAUCUCUGAUUCUGGGCAGACCAGUGUUCGGGUGAGCUGGGGUCCUCUUCAGCCAGAGACUGUCACGAGUUACUACAUUGAGUACUCCGCCCUGCCCAGGGGCAAUCUCCAGGUCAUCACCCUGGACCAAACACAAAACUCUACUGUGCUUAGAAACCUCCAACCGGACACAACUUACCUGGUCACAGUUACUGCCCGGCAUGCCUCGGGAAAGGAGAAAGCAAUGUCAGUCAAAGUUUGCACUCAAGAAGUAACGCCUGGCCUGGCCGACCUCCAGCUCACCACAGUGGGAAGCGAUUCAGUGCAGGUUGACUGGAAGGGCAGCGUGGGUGGUCUGAGGGGAUACUGGCUCACCUGGGAGGCGCGCCAAAGCUCUGCCACUGGCCAACGCUCCUCCUUCUACCUUCCACCCAAUUCUCUGUCGACACGACUCAUGCACCUCCCCCCUUUUGCGAGAGUGUGUGUGUCACCCAUUUACCGAACGGCGAGGGGGGAUGGAUUGUGUUGCACAGCACAGUUUCAUUCAGAUGCAUUGGGAUACGGCUUCCAGUCGUAGCAGCCUUGAAGUGCACGUGCACCUUACCAAACAAGGAGGAUACCCAGAAAGAAUGCUGACUUCCAACCAUAAUUCUUUUGCAUGCCUAGCCCCCUCUGUGGACAUUUUCCAGAAGAGACGUGGUUUGGCUCACGCAGUGCUCAUGUGGAAGUGACAGACAUGUGAGAAUGGUGUGGGAUAAACCUGGCUCACAUACUGACUGCCAAAAUCCAAAACAAAAAAGUACUAUCUGUUAUUAUUUACUGUCUCUACUAUCGGUAUUUUACCUGUAGCUAAUCUAAAAUGCUUUGAGCAAGAGAUCCAAACUUGCUGUUGGAAUAUUUCAGUGGUCUGUUUUUGCAGACUCAGAACAGGGGAGGCUGGGAAUGCUGAUGUUUUCUCUGGGUUGUUUUGCACAAGAACUUUACGACAUAUGCACACCAUGUGUCCUAAUUUAGCUUUUUUUUUUUUAUAACUCUUAACACUGAGGGAACAUCUGAUACACAUUUGCUAUAAAUAAUGUUGUAAAGUUGUACUUAAACCACUUCUCUCUCAACACAUGCUUUAAACCUUCCAUUGAACGCUUGAAUGUGCUCUGGAGAUUGCAGGAGGUUUAGAUUAAAAUGAACUUCUGGAUAACAGGAUCUUUGGCGUUGCUUUGAGCUAUAAACACAGAUUAGUCACGCACUCGGAAACCGAUGAAACAGAUGUGCAUAACUUAAAGUCACAUGGAAUCGGUGUUGUGAUGUUGCUCUAUAUUUCAUAUUUAUUUAUCAAUAACCUUUCAAGAACUAAUAACUUGGAGUCUCUAUGGAUCACCAGUUGACGUUGUUUGACUGUUACUAUUUUAUAGCUUGUGUUUGCUGCCCCCUACUGUAAAAUUGUGUACAAGCCUUCUGAAGAUCUUUCACUGCAUCUGUUUUUUGUUGUCUUCCAUUUAAAUCCUAUACAAGGUUUCAAUAAACUUACUUAAAUACA
Molecule: messenger RNA, 2808 nt
Organism: Girardinichthys multiradiatus
Lineage: Eukaryota; Metazoa; Chordata; Actinopteri; Cyprinodontiformes; Goodeidae
Gene: vwa1
Product: von Willebrand factor A domain containing 1
Exons: 6
Coding region: 289-1851 (520 amino acids)
Molecular function (GO): protein binding
Source: RefSeq, a predicted model, not a curated record